CAGAUUUGCCGCAGUCUGUUCGCUGAGACGGUGUCGGAUAGAAGUAACGCUAUAGUUAGCUGUUGCAAAACAUGGCUUCGAAGAGCGAUUCUUUCGAUUCUAACUGCAUGACAUUGACAAGAUUUGUACUGUCCGAGCAACGAAAAAUACAAGAUGCUACGGGAGAUUUAACUCAGCUUCUGAACAGCAUACAAACUGCUGUAAAAGCGGUCAGUUCGGUAGUUAGGAAAGCAGGUAUUGCCAAUAUGUAUGGCAUAGCCGGAACUCAAAACGUGCAGGGGGAAGAUGUGAAAAAGUUGGAUGUAUUGAGCAACGAGUUGUUCGUGAAUAUGUUGACAUCCUCUUACACAACUUGCGUUCUCGUAAGCGAAGAAAAUACGAACGCGAUCGAAGUGGAAACUGAAGCGAGCGGAAAAUAUAUCGUGUGCUUCGAUCCGUUGGAUGGAUCGUCCAAUAUCGAUUGUUUAGUAUCGAUCGGUUCUAUAUUCGCGAUCUUUAAGAAACCGAGCGAACCGAGAGCGUCUAUGGAGGCGAAUGCUCUUCAACCUGGUAAAAAUUUGCUCGCCGCUGGAUACGCGAUCUAUGGUUCGGCAACCAUGAUGGUACUUUCGACUGGCCAUGGAGUCAAUGGUUUUACCUACGACCCAGCUAUCGGAGAAUUUAUUUUGACCGAAAAAAAUUUACGCAUACCUGCCAGAGGAAAUAUCUACUGCAUCAACGAAGGAUACGAGACUACCUGGGACACAGCCAUCAAGGAAUAUAUACAUUCGAAGAAAUAUCCUGAGAAUGGGAAACCGUACAGCUCAAGGUACGUGGGCUCUAUGGUUGCUGAUGUGCACAGGACGAUCAAGUAUGGAGGAAUAUUUCUUUAUCCAACAACGAAAACUCAUCCUACUGGCAAGCUGCGCCUUUUGUACGAAUGUAUUCCGAUGGCGUACAUAAUAAAACAAGCCGGCGGUAUGGCGACGAACGGGGAGAUCGAUAUUUUGGAGAUCGUGCCCGAGAAAAUCCACCAAAGAUCCGCGAUAUUUUUGGGAUCACAGGAAGAUGUGCAAGAAGUCUUACAGUUUAUUAAAAAACACAAAAAAUAGUGUACAGUGGGAAGAGAGUAGUCGAACGAAGAAAUAGUUUUCCGAGUUUUUAUUGUAAGAUAUAACUUGCUCGCACGUUCUAAGUAUAUGCAUUUUAUAAAUCAAAA
Messenger RNA from Bombus terrestris (buff-tailed bumblebee), 1198 nucleotides. It is a transcript of the gene fbp, whose product is annotated as fructose-1,6-bisphosphatase 1. Bases 72 to 1091 code for a protein of 339 amino acids. The record is from RefSeq and is a predicted model, not a curated record. The transcript is spliced from 4 exons. Gene Ontology annotation, molecular function: fructose 1,6-bisphosphate 1-phosphatase activity. Gene Ontology annotation, biological process: fructose 6-phosphate metabolic process; gluconeogenesis; sucrose biosynthetic process. NCBI's taxonomy places the organism in Eukaryota, Metazoa, Arthropoda, Insecta, Hymenoptera, Apidae. Gene Ontology annotation, cellular component: cytoplasm; cytosol.